This is a messenger RNA of Penaeus monodon (black tiger shrimp), 1737 nucleotides long. Its product is annotated as homeotic protein proboscipedia-like. The coding region runs from base 1 to 1737 and encodes 578 amino acids. The transcript has 4 exons. Gene Ontology annotation, biological process: regulation of DNA-templated transcription. The record is from RefSeq and is a predicted model, not a curated record. NCBI's taxonomy places the organism in Eukaryota, Metazoa, Arthropoda, Malacostraca, Decapoda, Penaeidae. Gene Ontology annotation, molecular function: DNA-binding transcription factor activity, RNA polymerase II-specific; DNA binding.
AUGGCGAGGGAAGACCAUGAAUUAUCUUUGGCUGUUUCUGAAAUGGUUGUGGCGAGCGAGAAGAGAUCCACGGAGAACGGCCUUCCGCGUCGCCUUCGGACCGCCUACACCAACACCCAGCUCCUGGAACUCGAGAAGGAAUUCCAUUUUAAUAAGUACUUGUGUCGGCCGCGGAGGAUAGAGAUCGCCGCCUCGCUCGAUCUGACGGAGAGACAGGUGAAGGUGUGGUUCCAGAACCGCCGCAUGAAGCACAAGCGCCAGGCGAUGACCAAGAGCGACGACCCCGACAAGAAGUCGGGCGGCGGCCGCCACCGCGCCGACGACGCCACCAACAACAACACCAAGUCGGCGCCGUCGUCGCCCGACAGCAUGUGCUCCUCCGACGUCAAGAAGGAGGAGAGCAACGACAGCCUGCCUCUGGGCGGCGGCGCGGGCGGCAGCGGCGCGGGCGGCCCCCUCGCCUCCGUGGGGCCGGGGGCGCCUGGGGGAGGGCCCCCCGGCUCGGCCCUCGCGCCCCUCGCCGCGCUCGACACCUCCAAGGUCAAGUGCGAGGACGCCGAGGGCGUGCGCUACCCGGGCCCGGCGGCCUUCGGGGGCGAGGGCGUGGGCCUCAAGGACGGGCCCGGGGGCGGGGCUCAGGACACGGCCCCCCUCAACACCCCGCCCAUCCCGCGCGCCACGCCGCCCCUCACGCCCGCGACGCCCACGCCCUCCCCUGCCCACCUGGCAGGAGGCGCCCGGGGCGUGCCCGGGUCCCCCGCCCUCACCACCCCGCCCAUCACAUCCAGCAGGGGAGGCCCGCCGCCCGCGCCCACCACCACCGCCGUCUCCGCCUCCGCAGCCGCAGCCGCAGCCUCCACCACGAACGCCUUGCCGUCGCACGGGUUCGCCGUGAACUCCGGCGGCCGCGGCGCCGCCCGCAGCGCCUCCUUCUCCUACUGCGGCGCAGAGGGCAAGGGGCGUGGCAUGGCCGGCAGCUACCCGGGCGCGUACCGAGGGGCGUGGGUCGACCAGUACCGGGGCAUGGGGCGCGCCACGCCGCCCCAGUUCAUGGCCAACGCCAACAGCCGCGCCUCCGGCACCCACGCCUACGACUACACGUGCGCGCAGCAGCACCAACAGCAGCAGCAGCAGCAGCAGCGCGGCCAGCACAUGUACAACGGCGGCUACGGGAUGGACGGCUACUCCUACAACCGCCACUACUACAACAACAACAUGAUGUGCGCCGACGGCUACUCGAGCUACAACUACAUGUACGGCGGCGGCGGCGGCAUGUACGCGUGCCAGGGCGACGCCUCGGGCCACCAGUACUACGACUCGUACGGCAUGGCGGGCGCCGCCGGCUACGAGCACGCCGACAAGGGCUCCGGCAUGGCCUCGAUGGCGGCCAACAAUCCUGCCAACAUGGCCAACAUGGCCAGCAUGAACAACAUGUCUCAGGGCGGCGGCGGCGGCGGCUACUACGGCGGGGCCAACGGCACGAGCGCGGACGGCGUGGCCUACCAGGAGCAGCAGUACGCCAACCACCAGCAGACCCACGAGCACGACCUCAACUUCACGUUCAACUUCUUCGAGCAGGUUAGCAAAAAAGACGUACGUGCGAGUAAGCGGCGGGCGUCCAGGGCGAGAGCCCCCGCGGCCGCCCGCGCCUGGCCUCCAGCUGGGCCAGAGCCUCCCGGCGAGGCGCCCGCGGGAGGCCGCCACGCCAGCCCGGGAACUGGUCCUGCUUCGUGUUAA